AAUUGAAUGUGAAGAACAUGUUAUAUUUUGUGCUUUUGGAGCAACUCUCAAAAUACGCAAGCUCAGGGAAAAACGUCGAUAAACGUCGAAAUACCAUACCCACAGUCCCGGGAAACACAGAAGGAGGAUCUAAAACCCAUUUUUUGCCCCAUCAAUACAUACAGGAAAAUUUUUCCAAAAAUUAAUUCAACACAUCAUCUCAAGAAGAAAAAGACAAAAAUUAAACACCUUAACAACCCUCUGUGGUGCAGUUUCGCAUUUUAUAUAAGAAAGGAAGAUCCUGGAGUAUAAGUAGAUUCGUCAGUGGUGAAAGGCGACACAGAUGUUCCUGUUGCUUCUGAUCAGUCUUCACUCUGGUAUUGCAUUUGGAUUUCGAGGUCCACAUCAUCCACAAAGUAGCGUUUCUCAUCAUCAUUACGCGCCUCAAAAGGAGAUUAAACUCACUCAGGAUGCUGAACUACUUCACGACACCUCCCACUUGAAAGAAGAUAUGGGUCCGCUGGCGGAUCAAUUAGAUUUAUCAAAACUAUCUGAUCAGGAAUUGGAAUUUUACUAUUUCAAACUCCACGACGUUGACAAUAAUACAAAGCUCGAUGGUCUAGAAAUACUCCAUGCCAUUCAGCAUACUCUUCAUGAACAUGGGAAUGAAGGAGAUAACAAGGAGCUGAGUGAUUACCAACCCAAGGAGCAGGAGAAUGAUUUGCCUUGGAUUAUAGAGCUUAUAGAUAGAGUUCUCGAAGAGGAUGAUUUGGACAACGAUGGUUAUUUAGGAUAUAUUGAGUAUAUGCUUGGCCGACAACGGGACCAAGGUGAAAAGGCCUUAAAGGACAGAAUUUUGAAUAUUUAAAUACAAAAAGAAUAUU
Leptopilina boulardi is the source of this 863-nucleotide messenger RNA. Its product is annotated as multiple coagulation factor deficiency protein 2 homolog. The transcript is spliced from 6 exons. The coding region runs from base 323 to 847 and encodes 174 amino acids. Lineage: Eukaryota; Metazoa; Arthropoda; Insecta; Hymenoptera; Figitidae. The record is from RefSeq and is a predicted model, not a curated record.